Messenger RNA from Tetrapisispora phaffii CBS 4417, 1119 nucleotides. It is a transcript of the gene HPM1, whose product is annotated as protein-histidine N-methyltransferase. Lineage: Eukaryota; Fungi; Ascomycota; Saccharomycetes; Saccharomycetales; Saccharomycetaceae. The transcript has a single exon. Gene Ontology annotation, biological process: peptidyl-histidine methylation, to form tele-methylhistidine. The coding region runs from base 1 to 1119 and encodes 372 amino acids. The record is from RefSeq and is a predicted model, not a curated record. Gene Ontology annotation, molecular function: protein-L-histidine N-tele-methyltransferase activity.
AUGUCGUUCUCAUUUGGGUUCACAGGAAAUGAUCUGGAAGACGAUGAACUUGACGGUUCUAACUCUGUCACCAACAUUGUUACUGAUGCAACAAUUGUUAAUCCGCUAGAUGAACCUCGUCUGCUUGCGGAUGAAACCUUUCAACCAACAUUGGAAAAUCUGCAAUUGAUUCUGGAAUCGCUAUCUGGUGUAAGAUUAACGUUUGAAGAAUUUCAAACACCAUUGACAAAUACAACACUAUACAGAAGAGAGUUAUUCGAUAUCAAACACCAGUUAAUGAGCGAAGAUUUGGAAAAUGAUUCUGCUACAGACAAGACGGAACUAGAAAUACUGAUAGGGGGCACAUCGGAAGAUGUUAGAAAGAAUGUUUAUGAAGGUGGAUUGAAAUCAUGGGAAUGUUCUAUUGAUUUGGUGGAUGCAUUGGUUGAUCUCAAGGCAAGGUAUUGCACUCUAUCGAAUUACGAUACAAUAUUAGAGCUAGGUUGUGGAACAUCGUUGCCUACUGAAUAUAUUUUUAAAAAUCACUUACAAGAGAAUGAAGAUAAAGGUUUGAAUCUAAUUUUAUCAGAUUAUAAUAAGUCUGUAUUGAGAUUAGUUACAGUCCCAAACUUAAUAAUUACGUGGGCGAAAACUGUCUUAGAUACUGUUCAGUGGAAUGACUUGCAAACUAAAUCUAGUCCUGAUAUGCCAGUGAGAGAUGAUGAAUUGAUGCUAACCCCAGAACUAUUAACGCUAUUCCUUUCUGAUUUGAAAAAUAGAAAUAUAACUGUGAACAUCAUAUCCGGUACAUGGAGUAGACGUUUCGACGAGCUGACUAAAUCAGUAAUAUCUCCUAAUGCUAAAAACAUUAUGAUGUUAACUUCAGAAACUAUAUAUCAACCCGAAAAUUUGACAAUUGUUGCAGAGACAAUUAUAGACUUAAAAACGUAUUACCAACAAAAUGCCAUUAAUCUUACAUGUCUACUGGCUGCAAAGGAUAUAUAUUUCGGUGUUGGUGGUAGUAUCGUUGAAUUUGAAAACUAUUUAACAAAACAAAUCGAGUUGCAAAAUCUAAAUAUCGUGCAUAAAACAUUCAAGAUUGACGCUGGCUUAAAAAGAUCUAUAAUGCAUAUAGAAUAG